This is a messenger RNA of Carassius gibelio (silver crucian carp), 1409 nucleotides long. It is a transcript of the gene tnni4b.1, whose product is annotated as troponin I4b, tandem duplicate 1. Gene Ontology annotation, biological process: muscle contraction. Lineage: Eukaryota; Metazoa; Chordata; Actinopteri; Cypriniformes; Cyprinidae. The record is from RefSeq and is a predicted model, not a curated record. The transcript has 6 exons. The coding region runs from base 16 to 603 and encodes 195 amino acids. Gene Ontology annotation, cellular component: troponin complex.
AUUGCUCUUUUGUUAAUGCAUUUUGUUGUUUCUUUUUAUUUCUUAUCACACUGCUCUGUGCUUUGUCAUUGUAGACCGAAAAAAACAAAGUAUACUGCCACAAGGCGGCUGCUCUUGAAAAGCAAAUUAUUGAAGAAGGCCACGUCCAUGCUGGCAGCUGAAAAAGAGCAGAAUAAAAGAGAGAGGGAUGAGGCUCUUAAUGAGAGGGUUCCUCCUCUCAAACUAUCUGGUCUGUCUGCACAGGAACUCCAGGAACUUUGCAGAGAACUUCACCGCAAGAUUGAUGUUGUUGAUGAGGCGCGAUACGAUCUUGAAAUUAAAGUGGCUAAAAAUGAAAUAGAGAUCCAGUCGUUGACUCAGAAGAUUUGGGAAAUGAAGGGUACAAAGCAACGAACCAAACUGAAGAGAGUUAAGAAGUCACACGAUGCCAAGCUCGAUGCGCUGACUGAAUCCAAAAUGUCAUCAAAGUCCGAUUUCAAAGCCAACCUGAAGACCGUAAAGAAAGAAGAAGAGAAGAAAGAAGAGGUGACUGACUGGCGUAAGAAUGUGGAAGCUAUGUCUGGAAUGGAGGGCAGGAAGAAGCUGUUUGAUGCUGGACAAUAAAAACAUUACAAAGUAAACUUGUGCCUUGACAAUCUAGCACAUUUACCAACCAAGCUUGUUAAUUCAAGGUUGCCAUUGUUUUUUUACUUCUCAGACUCUGUAACAAGAAAUGUGUACCCAGACGAGAAGGCUUCUAACAUAAAUGGUUGCAAGCAAGAAAAUCCAAACUGUACAAAUUGGAUUUCUUGUCACUAAUAAUAUCAAUUAAACACACAAAAACUGUUUAUAAUGUGCAUAGUUUUAAGUGUUUUUGUAGGUGACAUUAACACUUUGUUUAUCUUUAUCAGUUGUCCUUUGCUGCAAUUUGUGGACAGAUUAUGUUUCAAUGCGCCUGAAACCAAAAUGUAUAUCUUGUAUAUGAAAUCUUAAAUAUGAAUAAUAAUACGCAUGAGAAUUAUAAUCAGACUAAUUGAAUGCAGUGUUGUGAAAUGGUGCUUUUUAGGAAUAAAAUAUGUCCAAUAUUGUAACACUUUCUAUGCUACUGAAAGUAAAAAUUGCAAUGUAAUGGCAUUCCAAAAUUAAAUGACCCCAUGCACACAGAAACACAUUGAGUCACUGUGCAGUUCCCUUGCAAAACAAAUGCCGUCCUUGAAAUGCAAUGCUACACUUGGUUGUGUACCUUGCAAGUGUUAGCAAGUUACCAAAUGCUUUGUGUAUAUUUACUCAAAUUCAAUGCAGCUUCGGUAUCAUUUAUUUGUAUUUCAUACUGCAUUGCAAACCAAGAUUGUAGGAGUAUAAAACAUGGACAGACAACAUAAUACACUGAUUCAUAUCUUUAUAUCAGUUUGCUAUGUUGUUCCAUAUUA